Miscanthus lutarioriparius is the source of this 2163-nucleotide messenger RNA. NCBI's taxonomy places the organism in Eukaryota, Viridiplantae, Streptophyta, Magnoliopsida, Poales, Poaceae. The record is from the annotation of a GenBank genome assembly.
AUGAGUGGUGCUGCUCCUGAUACGGCAUGCCGGAAGCGGCUGAGGAGUCAUGACAGCACCAUGAUGAAGAUUCAGAGUGAUGACAAUGAGGAGGGAAAGAAAAUGAGUGGUGGUGGCAGUGAGGUGAAGAACAGGAAGACAUCCAUAGCUGCCUUCUUGGAGAAGGGGAAGCAAAAGGAAGGGAGAACAAACAGCAACAAGAAUAUGAUGGCUGAUGACCAGGAGAAGGAAGAGAGGAUUAUAUGGAAUGGUCACAAUAAGGUGAAGAGUACGAAGGAGGAGUCCACUGCAUCCCUUGAGAAGAUGAAGAAGAAGCAAAAACUUUGCAAUGCCAACACCAAGAAGAAAAUGCAAAUUGAUGAUAACGACGAGGGAAAGAAUAGGCAUAGUGGGAACCAUAAGUUGAUGAACAGGAAGGAGUCCCCCACGUUAUGUGAGAAGGAGAAGAAUAAGGAAAAGCUGAACAAAACACACAAGGAGAAGAUGUGGGCUGCUGACCGCAAGGAGAGGAAGAUACUGAGCCGCCACAAUAGCAUAAUAAAGAGCGGGGAGGUGUCCACUGCAUUCUUUGGGAAGGAAAAGAAAGGAAAAAGGCUGAACAAGACCAACAAUGAGGAGCUGCAGAGCAAUGGAGAUGAAGAAAAUGCACCAUUCACACUUGCUGUUAAGGAGAAGAGAAUGAGGCUCAGUGAGAGCACGGAGGCAAUGAUGUGCCAUGACAAACCAAAUAGGAGAAGUUUGCCAUCUAUUGUAUCCAAAGAGAAGAAGAUCGAUACAUCUAGUGGUUCUAAAUAUAAGAAAAGGAAGAGGGAUCACACAUUACCCAAAAAAGGAAAGAGGAGUGAUAAUAAGAUUCAUAGUGGUAGGGUGCAGGAAAAGAAGAUAUGUGGUGCUGGCAAGGAAAAGAAUAAGCAUACUUCCUUCGCAUUCUUCAAGAUCAUAUACAGCAGCUUCGAGGAAUUUCUGCUUAUACCACCAGCUGUUGCACGCAAUUUGGCAGAUUUGACUAAUCACCAUGUAUAUCUUGAAGAUUCAGAGAAAAGACGUUCAGAGGUCGGGCUAUCUGUGAUGGAUCGUGUCGUGCGGAUGUUUCACGGGGGUUUGGUCAACAACAACGGGGAAUUCGAGGGAAUGGAGGAUGAGUGUGGUGGUAUUGGAAUGCGAAUUCGUGGUCGGUUUGACUCAGGAGGUGCUAGGGCUCACUAUGCUCUAAUGGAGUUAGCUUCGGAAUUUGAUUGGCAGACAUACAAAGAGGUUCUAGGGGCAUGUCAAGUCAAAUUACCGGAAGUGGUUGUUGAAUGGCAUGGAAUGGAUAGCCUUCAUGUCGGAGUUAGGGCUUCAGUUCCAGUUGAAGAGGAGCCUGUCCAGCAUUUGACCCAGGAGGCACCAUGCAACGAGCCUGUUGGUUGGGUUGGCGCUGAGGAACAUGUCGGAGUUAGGGCUUCAGUUCUAGUUGAAGAUGAGCCUGUCGAGCAUUUGACGCAGGAGGGACUAUGCAACGAGCCUGUUGGGUGUGUUGGCGCUGAGGAUGAUGCCCCUAGUGCUGGAGGUUGUGAUGGUGGAGUGGGUUACGACUUGGCCGUCGUGAACAAUGACUUUGACGAUGCGACAUUUGAGGAAGAGGCGGCGGAACAAGCCGAGGAACAUAGGAUGGAAAACGAGGUAUGGUCAGAUUCAGAUAGGGAGGAAGAUGGAACGGGAGAUGAUACUAGUAGGGCAGAUGAAAAUGAUGGUCAUGGCCAACAACAGGAACAUGUGGAAGACGCCAAAGGGCAGGAUCGGGAAGAAUAUGUUGACUAUGGUGGUUGGCAAUCAGCGUACACAGCGCAGGAAUUGCGAACAUUGACGGCUGUUCAUGUCCAUCUACCGGAGGUCCCGUUGUUCGUUGAUGUUAGCUUGGCGGACGCGGCGGUCUGUGACAGCGGCCUUCUGACCAGCAAUGAUGAGCCGACAACAGAGUCUGCGAUAAUUCGUAAGGGGAUGAGGUUCCCCACUCUAGAGGCGUUGAAGUUGUGGCUUCAGGACUAUGCAGUUCGGCACCAUCGUCCAUUCACUGUGGUUCACUCGCAGCGAUCAACGAGAUAUACAGUUAUGUGCCAGAUGGGCUGUGGGUGGGUCUAUGGGCCCGUAAUGCAUCUAGAGAUGGAAUGCCAUGGAAGAUAA